GCCCCUCCCGCGCCGCUAAGGGAGCGAGCGGCCGGCCCGGCCCGCACCGGCACCGGCCCCCAGCCCAGCCCCUCGCGGCCCCUGAGGAUGCCGGGGGUGCGGGCGGCGGAGCAGCAGCAGCAGCAGCAGCGCCCGGAGGUGUGGCGGCCGCCGCCGCCCCAGUGACGGCCCCGCCAUGUCGGUGAUGGUGGCGAGGAAGAAGGUGGUUCGGAAAUGGGAGAAGCUGCCGGGCAGGAACACCUUCUGCUGCGACGGCCGCAUCAUGAUGGCCCGGCAGAAGGGCAUCUUCUACCUGACCCUCUUCCUCAUCCUCGGCACCUGCGCUCUCUUCUUCGCCUUCGAGUGCCGGUACCUGGCUGUCCAGCUCUCCCCGGCCAUCCCCGUGUUUGCAGCAGUGCUCUUCCUCUUCUCCAUGGCGACGCUCCUGAGGACCAGCUUCAGUGACCCCGGGGUGAUCCCCAGGGCCCUGCCUGACGAGGCAGCCUUCAUCGAGAUGGAGAUCGAGGCCACCAACGGGGCCGUGCCGCAGGGUCAGCGCCCGCCCCCGCGGAUCAAAAACUUCCAGAUCAACAACCAGAUCGUGAAGCUGAAGUACUGCUACACCUGCAAGAUCUUCCGCCCACCCCGUGCCUCCCACUGCAGCAUCUGUGACAACUGUGUGGAGCGCUUCGACCAUCACUGUCCCUGGGUGGGCAACUGCGUGGGGAAGAGGAACUACCGCUACUUCUACCUCUUCAUCCUCUCGCUCUCACUCCUCACCAUCUACAUCUUCACCUUCAACAUAGUCUACGUAGCACUGAAAUCUCUGAAGAUUGGGUUUCUGAACACAUUGAAGGAAACCCCAGGGACUGUACUGGAGGUGCUCAUCUGUUUCUUCACCCUGUGGUCAGUGGUGGGGUUAACUGGGUUCCACACCUUCCUGGUGGCACUGAAUCAGACAACCAACGAAGACAUCAAGGGGUCCUGGACUGGGAAGAACCGCGUGCAGAAUCCCUACAGCCAUGGCAACAUAGUGAAGAACUGCUGCGAGGUGCUCUGUGGGCCCCUGCCCCCCAGUGUCUUGGACAGGCGGGGCAUCCUGCAGCAGGAGGAGAGCACAGCUCAGGAGGAGUCGUGCCCCAGGGGUCCCAGCGCAGCGCCAGCGGGGCAGUCAGAGGGGAGCAGUGCCCAGCAGAAGGAGGGCAGCCUUCCUCCCCCCAGUGCUAUCCCUGCACCAUCCCUGGGCACGGCUGAGAUGCCAGAGGAGAAGCAGCUGCCUUCUGGGGAGCUCCCGGUGCCAUCCCAGGACGCUGGGCAAGCAGAGCACUAGCCCUCUGCUUGGAAUGGAGAACUUUUCUUCUUUUGUCUAAUCAAAGCUGGAAGUGAUUGAGGAGAGGAGGAGCUGGGCUGGAUGGCAGGCAGAGGAUUCCUCAUGGCCAUUUUGCUUUAGUCAUUACUCACCUGGCAGUGUGGGCGGUGUGGGCUGGCGCUGCCUCACUUGGUCUCCAGGGAUCAGCAGCGCCAGUGCCACCUCCUUGGCCACACCGGGGCCGGUCUGCCCGCGGGUCGGGGCAGGACCCCUGGCUCCGCAGGUUUGUCCUGGGUGCUGAGCACCAGCUGGGUGGCCGGGGCUGUCCCUGUGCCCGGCCCCGAGUCUCCCAGGAGAUGAUUUGUGGUCCAGCAGUGUCUCGGAAGCACCGUUCGGGUCCCCCUCACUGAGGAAUCCCGGUGGGAAGUGGGGAAGCGUGUGUGGCAGUGGCGUCCUCUCCCCCCUCCUCCCUCUCGUGUGUGGCAUUGUUUUAUUGGUUAACGUGGCAGGGCUCGGCAGGAGACAUUUUGGUGCCAAAAGCGGCCCAAACAGUCAGGAAGGUGUUGUGUUGACAGCAGUGUUUGAAGUGGCUUCCUUCCCACCCCCUUGUUUCCCCGACGCCAGCGUGGUGGUGAUGGUUGCCUCGAUCCCCCCCUGGGCUGCCCACAGAGCUGUUGUGCAGGGGGUGUCUGGAGCCGAUGGGGAGGGUCUGCCCGUGCUGCUGGCCCUCUGGCUAGUGCCGGGGCUGUGUUUGCCCCCCGGUGCUUCCCAAGCACUGUCCUGCCCUCCCCUUCCUCGGCAGGCUCCGGCACGCCGCUCAGCCACUGCUCUGCAGAACCUCAGCCCUGAGUCUCUGUCCCUUUGUCCCCCUGCCCCCCCUGGCACUCGUGUCCCUCCCCGGAGAGUGAGUGGCAGGCGGGGGGUGUCCUGCCAGGGUGGUCCUGCAGGGUUCAGCGGGAUGCUCCUGCCUGGCAGUGGUAUGGACGUGGCCACCCUCUCCCAGGUCCUC
Molecule: messenger RNA, 2297 nt
Organism: Calypte anna (Anna's hummingbird)
Lineage: Eukaryota; Metazoa; Chordata; Aves; Apodiformes; Trochilidae
Gene: ZDHHC9
Product: zinc finger DHHC-type containing 9
Exons: 10
Coding region: 176-1309 (377 amino acids)
Biological process (GO): protein targeting to membrane; peptidyl-L-cysteine S-palmitoylation
Cellular component (GO): endoplasmic reticulum; Golgi apparatus
Molecular function (GO): protein-cysteine S-palmitoyltransferase activity
Source: RefSeq, a predicted model, not a curated record